CUUCUCCAACGAGGUAGGCAACUAAGGAAUUUCUGACCCAAACAUUUGACCCUUACGAUGGAUGGGGGUUUCAUCAUGGAACCAGAUUUAACCCAGGCUGUAAGGAUAGUUCUCAAGUAUGAGAUACAGUCUCUGUUAAGUCGCCUGUCAGAGACUGGUGAAGAGUAUAUUGUACUGACGGCCAGUACUGGGGAAGGUACAUGUGGGCACAUCGGGUCUGUGAAAGGAGAAGGAUUUGCGAAAUCUUCUGGUCUUCAUACUGUUAAACAAGAAUUUCUCAGCUUCUGUACAGGUAAGGAAAAGUCACCACCACCACCCCCACCUGUUUUGAAUGCCAACUCAACACCGAAGCCAAAUAGACGCAAAUCCACACCGAGAUGUAAGUUCCAGAAAAGUGUAGUUGUUAUGCCAGUGGAUGAUCCUCCAGCUCCAGAAAUCUCUAAGUCUGUCAAAGAAACCGAUCUCUCAUCAUCGAGUCUGGUAGAUUCAGCAUGUGCCUUAGAUCUAAGCGAGAAAUCUGGUGGAUAUUCAUACACCCUGGAAAGCAAAGAUAACGUAAUGAAGUAUAAUGGUAAUGCGUCUCAGAGUACCUUUCCUGGUUUUCAGUAUGAAGAGUUAGACAAUAAUAACGAGUCUUACAACAUAAAGUUACCACGAUUCACGUGGCAAGAUGAAAAACUGAAGUGUGUCAGUGAAGAGGUACCAGAGAGCAGUGUGCAAAGUUUUCCUGUUAAAUUUGAAAAAGAUUUACCUGAUCAGAAUACUAAUGCCGUCCUCGAUCAUAUGCCUUUUGUGGAUGUUAAGGCAUAUGGGGAGCUUAGUAUAUUUGAGAGAGGUAGGCAGCAACUGAGUUUGCAGAAAAGAAGAAAAAAUAGAAAAGCACCGGCGAAAACACAGAAGAAGGAUGUAAAUCUAGAAUCAAAUUUAGAUCCAGCCAGCAGUUCAGUUGUGAAAAUGGAAAAUGAAAAUGCAGUAGGCUUCGACAAUCAAAUGUCUAGUUUGUUAAAUGUUACGAAAAUGAGUGAAGAAGAAAAUCCAGAAACAGUGAACAAUCAUUCAGAUCUUAAAUCAGGAGCUAAUGUUAAUAUUAGAAAAACAUCCAAAAAGCACAGUAUUAAUGAUAUAGCUGAUAUGAAAAGCGCAUUUGAAGAAAUUGGAAAUAUGGCCAAAUGUUUGAUCUGUAAUAAGAUUCUCGCCAAUAAGAACAAUCGUACAUUUCAUUGGAGGUCUCAUGUUGGUGACAAAAGAUACACUUGCGACAUCUGCAACAAAGCUUUCACUCAUCCAUCCAACAUGAGAUCACAUCGAAAAAUCCACACUGAUGAGAAGCCAUUUCCCUGUGAUCUCUGUGAGCGGCGAUUUCGACGUCGCGACUAUCUACUCCAACAUUUGGAACGCUUUCACUACAAUCCUAAACAGUCAGCUGAGAAAUCUCUUGUUGAAGGUGAAAGUAACAGCAGCUAAACAAAAAGCAUUUUAUCACAAUGUACAGCUCUGAAUGCCUUAAUAUAAGGUAUUUUUGAAUGGUGAUUUAAUAUUAGCUGAAGUAUUCAUUUUUCCUUAGUUUUAUCUACAAUCACUUUGUUUUAGUUUGACUUUAGAAACAUUUUGUACAGAGAGUUUGUCAUUUUUCUGUGAAAAACAAGAACUUGUGUAUUGCGGGUAGGUACUGUAGAGACCCAAAUGAUUGAUAACCUGGAAGAGAAAUUUUCAUAGCAUCCUACAUUAUGAUGAUUAAUAUCUGAAUACUUAAAAUUUUAACAGAUUUGAAUUUUAUGAAGAAAGUUAAAAUGCCUACUCUUAUAGUGAAACUGUAUAGAAUAUCAAUUUUAUUAACUCAAUGGAUCUUUUAAGCGAGGAUUAGUGGUAAAGGCCAUGUUCUUCAAAGCAUUUGCCCCUCAGUGUUACACUUUCAAAACCCUGUUAAGGUUAGGAUGUAGGAUUCUUCAAUAUGAGAGAGGUUACCAGCAGACUUGUGAUUGGUAAUAUAGUAUGUGGAGGACGUCUUUCUUUGCUAAUAACUGGUAUUAGUGGUUAUAACUUGAAACCCACCUAAACAAAACAGCACUAGUACAUCUUUGUCUGUCCUAGCAGGGCCUCCAUCAAUGCUGUUUGGUUAAUGUUACUGUCUUCAAAUUACUUGCCCUUCAUCUCGGUGAAUUUGAAACCCCACUUUGGAUUUAGAUUCCUUUAUGUAAGGAAGCUGUCCAGCUGUCUUACUAGUGGUCAAUUGCUCUGCCCCUAUGUCCAGAUCAGCAUCUGUGGUCUUCCUCCACCUUUAUAAUUAGGAACAUUGCCAUAUGAUUUAAAUUCUGCUGGUGAAACUGAACAUCCAAACAACAAACUAAUUGUCUAUUUGUGUGCUAUGGAUUUACAAAGUGACAUAUUCAGUGGGCAUCUGGUUGAUAUUCAUGUAAUCCAGUAAGAUGAAACAAGACAUAUAUUUCAGAUGUAGGGGAAUUGUUUUGGCAUAAUAUUGUUUAGUUUUCAUCUUUAGCUGUAUAGCUCAUUGGUAUUCUCCAUUUGCUGGAAAUUUUUGCCUGUGGUAAUUUGGCAGAUGUACUAAUCUUGUGUUGGUGUUACUAAAUCCAUACUAUAUGUUUGUGUAAAGUUGAAACAAAGUUUAAAUGUAUAAUGUACAUUCUUAUUUUACUGUACCAUGCAUAUCCAGAUUAAUUGGUUAAUUAAUAUUUUUUUCAUGAUUAAUGUAAUGUAAUUACAAUUAUUGUAUAUUUUGUAAGGUUAGUGUGUAUUUGUAAUCAAAACAUAUCAAAACUUUAACACAUUCCUAGUGUUAUUGCUCAAAUAUUUUGUAUUUAGUUACUGUUAAAUUUUAUAUGAUUUUAUAAAUCAAUUUUUCUUUCUCUCACCUGAAACAGUAUUGUUCCUGUAUAGACAAUCAUUAUCACUGUAACAAUUGUGUUCUUCUGUAAUAGAUAGAUUUUAUUAACAUUUCCAGCCAUUUCACUCAUACACCAAACUGGAUUAUAGGAUCUGAACUGAUGUUGUUUAUUUUACAUUUUGUAAUCAGUAAGUGCUACAUUUGCGCCAAAUUUUUAUCCAAAUUUCUGUUCAGAAAUGUGUGAACGUAACCUUUUCCACAUUUUUAACCAAAUCUGUUUACCCAACUAGGAUUUCAGCUUGUGCAUCUUUUUGUUUCGAUUUGGUUUAACCUAUGGGUUUGUUCUGGCAUGAAUAAAAUAGCCUAUUGAUCAAAAUACAAUCAGAUUUAUUUCAGUUCAGUGUAUAUGUGAAAUGGUCUUUAUACAUAUAUUUGUGUAGUUUGUUUCUGUGAAAUUAUAAAAAAAAUUUGGACCUAUUUUAUUUAGAGAUAGUACCUAAGUUUUUCAAAUCAUAGGUUUGAAGUUAAAAAGCUUUGAAAUGAAGACAAGUGUCCAUAUAUUUUUCAAAAACAGAAAUAUAGACAAUAUUUUAACCAGAAGUGUGGAGUUAUGAGCAUUUAAUAUUUUCAUGUUAAAGAAAAUUUUGUGAUCAAGGAAAUGUAACUCUUCUCGAACAUGGAGAGCAUAAACAUCAAAGGGACAUAAUAUAGUGAAUAUUUACUAAUUGGGUGCAUUUGAUUUAACAUUCAACUUUGAUCUGGAUUGCUAAAUAAUGAUCCAUGAUACUGUGUGCUAAAAAAAUAGAACAUCUGGAACAGUCUAUUAACAGCAAAACUAUGCUGUAGCAGAAUGCAAAUAGUGAAGCUCUAACUGGGACUCGAACCCAGGACCUCUCACACCUAAGGCAGACACUCUACCACUUCCCUAUCCAGUAACAGCUAAUAGCUAUGCAGUUUAAUUGCCUGGAUUACAUUGCGUGAACUGGAACAAUAAUCGGUGACUCCGGAUUAUCGGCGUAUUCGCUUUGUUACCUAACGGCAAUUUCCGUGUAAAGAAAAAAUAUAAUCUAAUGCUGCCAACGUCAUAAUCGGUCAAAUCUGCCCAGAUUUCUCUGACGUGUUGUUCAGAGUAUGAACUUACUAACUGGUAGUACCAGUGAAAUAUAACUUACACUGAAUCUUUUAUAUUUGCCCUUUUAGCAGCUGUCGAACGGAAAAGACCGUGAGCUUUGUCCAAAUAUAAGUAAUUAUUUUACCAGUUUUGAGAGGAUUUCAAUUGAUGGGAAAUUACAGUUACAAACUAGAUACCUUUCUGCAACACAUGGAGUCAUUAGCAUUCACUGUCAAUAAGUAUUAUGACUAAGAUCGAGUGUCAUUCAUACAUUUCAAAGAUUAUAGACAGAGUCUUUUGUUUACAUUUUUAAUCGUAACCGGUGCAUUUGUAAAAAUCACUUUAGUUUGAAAAAUCAAAGUAUGCGAAGAGCUAUGGUACGGUCUCUAUUUUAUUGUAGCUUCAGUCCACAAAAUAAAAUCCCUGUGAUCAAACAAAAUGGCCAUGCAUUAUAUCAUAAAAAGUUGAAAUUCCUGAUUUUAUAUUUCUACAAAGUAGGCCUUUUUAACUCCAAAAACCACAAAAUUACAUGUAAAUGAUUUCACAGUGUAGUUAUUUCAUAUACAUGUAUCAGUUUAAUCUCAUAUGAACAAAUGUGACAGUUUGUGAUGCUGUGAUACUUCAGAAAAUAGAGAGGUUUUAGAUUUUAACACACAUACAGUAUAUGUACACAUACAAGAAAUGAUAUUUUAAAAAAAAGGACAAUGAUGCCCCUUUUCCAACUUAGAAAAUUUUAUUAAAGCUUUUUUAUAUAAGCUAGUACAAGGUAAAACUGCUUCAGAUAGUUAAGCAUUCUGUCUUUAGCUUUUGUUUUGUUUGUUGAAUUGUUUUCAAUAACAGCGCAGGUUUAUAAUUUGAGAGCGUUUACUUGUUUUACCAUAAGAUAGAAGUCAAACUUAAAUUCUGCCAUUUGAUUCAAAAGCACAGCUGUGUUUGAAAACAAAUUGUGAAUUGUUAUUGUUGUGUUUGUGGUGAUUAUAAAUUUCUAAAUGUAGGUUAUCUCUGCUCCAAAAUGGGGUUGUCUUUUUAAUUCUACAGAUAUUAGAGUAUAAGUUGUGUAAUUUCUUUUGGAGUAGUAAUAUGCUAGGUUAUUUCUGCUUACAGUAUGUUUUUAAACCUUGUAUGAAAUCCUGUUAGUUUCAUUGUAGAUAUUUGUUAGUCUUUGUUGCAAGUUAUGUUCAAUCGAGAUCUCUCUCGUUCACUCAUUUCUUUGAAUUUAUCAGAUAGAAGUUUAUUUUUAUUUUUAAUAGGUAAAAAUCUGUAAUUAAAGAAAAUAUUAAUUUCUAUACUAUGCUUUCUUUUAACUAUUGUUUUACACAAUGGGUAUCAUUUUAUAACAAACACUCCAUAUAACCAGAAGUCCAUGUUGUUUGAGUUUUUGUCUUUUUGUGCUCGUUAUACAUUUUAUUUUUGAAUGUAAGUGUAUAUGAUUUUUGUUCAUUUUGAUACAGAAUUGUUAGAAGUAGGUCAUUUAUCUAAUAUUUAAAUGUGCUAGAAUUAGAUCUUAAAUUUGUUUUAAUCUUAUUCUUUGUUUUUGUUAGAUUUUAUACAAGUUAUUUAUAUGUUUUAUAAGAAUCAAACAUUCCAUCAACUAUUUUGUGAUAAGAAGUGUUAGGUUGUAUAUAUUGCUAAAACAGUAUCCGUUAUAGUUAAACUGUAUACAAUAUAUUCUACAGAAAUCCCUGUAUGUGAUACAACAAAAAGAAGUAAUUAGAGCAGCAUUGUAACUGACCGCUUUCUUGUGAUUUCAUACUCAUUCACACGGUUUCAAACUUACUAAAGCUUAUAGUGUAAUCACGUGACUGGUUCCUUUCUUCUGUCUGAUGAAUACUAUUUUUAAGAGGAGGAAAAUACAUGAAUUAUUUCUGCCUCUCCAUAUGUCAGACAUUUUUGUGGCUCAUAAAUAAUGAAGUAUUUGACCUAGAUUUGACAGAUAUUGGGCACCUGGGGUUUUAUAUGAGACUCAACAAGACCAGAGUUAUGCCUUUGCAUCAGAAAAGAAUAUGUGUAAAUAGCCAGAUUAUGUGACAUGUAUCUCAGAAAGUAUAAAAGGUCUAAACGUUUAUGUCGCAUGUAUCUCAAAACGUGUUUGACAUAAGCAUGAAUGUUCCAGGAAUAUUGUCCAACAUGUAAAGUUUUGCACCUGGAAUAAAAUUUGAGAUUUUCCUCCACACCUACCCCACCCUCUAACAAACACUUUUUCUACUCUUGUUGUAUUGUAGUAUCAUACACCCCACUCACUAGCACCCAACACGAAAUGUUUUUAUGCCUCCGGCAUCUACUGAUGCGGGAGGCAUAUAGUGAUCGUCCUGUCCGUCCGUCCUUCCGUCCAUUCAUCCGUCCGUCCGUACGAGGUUAACCAAAUGGGACCGUUUCGUCUAGCAUCAAUACCCCUUACUAGAAUGACUUGAUACUAAUGCAGAUGUAACCUGUGACCAUUCCUCAUCUUCAGACAUCACCUGACCGCAGUUUGACCUUGACCUUGACCUCAUUUCGGACUUAGGUUGCUUUAUAUAGGCCAUCUCCUGGUUAACCAAAUGGGACCGUUUCGUCUAGCAUCAAUACCGCUUACAAGAAUGAAUUGAUACUAAUACAGAUGUAACCUGUGACCAUUCUUCAUCUUCAAACAUCACCUGACCUCAUUUUGACCUUGACCUUGACCUCAUUUUCGACUUAGGUUGCUUUAUAUGGGCCAUCUCUUGGUUAACCAAAUGGGACCGUUUCGUCUAGCAUUAAUACCACUUACAAGAAUGAAUUGAUACUAAUACAGAUGUAACCUGUGACCAUUCCUCAUCUUCAAACAUCACCUGACCUCAGUUUAACCUUGACGACUCAUUUUGGACUUAUGUUGCUUUGUAUCGACAAGGAUGCCACCGGGGGCAUCAAGCGUUUACUGAAUGGAGCUCCUUGUUUUCUCACUGUUUCAGUUUCUUACACUUAUUUGACUGUUAACACCAUCUAAGCAUAAAGUUUCAAGUUUUGAUUUCUUUCUUAACAAUGAACAUGUUAUUAAAGUUUACUUUGUCUUGCAUUGUCAACAACAAACACAUAACCAUACAGUAACAGUAAGUGGGGACACCAGUGUGAUAUGGACACACAUCUUCCUUGUCACAGUCUCUGCUUUCAAAAAUUGAAACAAAUUGAAACAUGAUGAUGAUAGCUUUAUCUCCAGCAAGCAAGAUCUUGUUCCAUGAUCAUUAAAAGUAGCAAAAUUUCUUUUUAUGCCCCCGGCAUCUACUGAUGCGGGAGGCAUAUAGUGAUCGUCCUGUCCGUCCGUCCGUACGAGGUUAACCAAAUGGGACCGUUUCGUCUAGCAUCAAUACCCCUUAAUAGAAUGACUUGAUACUAAUGCAGAUGUAACCUGUGACCAUUCCUCAUCUUCAGACAUCGCCUGACCUCAGUUUGACCUUGACCUCAUUUUGGACUUAGGUUGCUUUAUAUGGGCCAUCUCUUGGUUAACCAAAUGGGCCCGUUUCGUCUAGCAUCAAUACCGCUUACAAGAAUGGAUUGAUACUAAAACAGAUGUAACCUGUGACCAUUCCUCAUCUUCAAACAUCACCUGACCUCAGUUUGACCUUGACGACUCAUUUUGGACUUAGGUUGCUUUAUAUGGGCCAUCUCUUGGUUAACCAAAUGGGACCGUUUCGCCUAGCAGCAAUACGGCUUACAAGAAUGAAUUGAUACUAAUACAGAUGUAACCUGUGACCAUUCCUCAUCUUCAAACAUUACCUGACCUCAGUUUGACCUUGACCUCGUUUUGGACUUAGGUUGCUUUGUAUCGACAAGGAUGCCACCGGGGGCAUCAAGCGUUUAUUGAACGCAGCUCAAUGUUCUAGUCUCAGGCAGGUCAAUUAUUGUAUAAACAAAUGGUUGUGAAUGACACUCGUAUACCAAUGAAGUAUAUGAUACCAAUGACUGUCGACAGGGAAUGUUGACAUAAAAUGUUUAAUUUAUAUAUGACUAAGUUUCUUUCUGAAUUUUUUGCUCAAGGUUGAUUUAUUUUUUAACAAUUUGUUUAAUUGCUCCAAAUAUGAACACAUUAUCUUUUUGCAUCGACAUAUCAAGGAUUUUCUGAUAAACUUUCACAUGGAUAGAUUCUUUUUCUUUAAUUCUUGCUUUUUGUUUUGAAAGAAAGAGUCUUAUGGGUCAGACAGUAUUUCAUAGAUUAUAUUUAACCUGUCUGUCCAGCUCAGUAGGGAGAGCACAGGUAUAUUGAUUGUCAGGUUGUGUGUUCGAUCCCUGGCAAAGUGUGUAUUUUUUCUAUGAUAAACUGAUAGAAAACUUUCGUGUCUGAAAUAAUUUGACCUCCACCUGACUGAUGUGGAGAAGUUGGCAGUUACCAGCAUUGAUAUUGAGUCCAGGAAUUCUGUUUAGGUUAAAUGCCAAUCAUUUCUUAACUGAAAUUUUGUUGAUACAUGGAAGUAAACCCAAAACAAACAUGCGAUAGAUAUUUAAAUUCAGUUUUAUGAAAAACAUUGUUUUCUUUCACUUUUUUUGUUGAGACUAUUUAUAUUCAAUAUAAAAAUUGGUUGUGUGACUUAACAUAUUCCUUCCCCAGUAGCAAAAAUAGGGGAUAUACAAGUUUUCAACUUGACUAUUGAAAGAAUAGCUAGAGCUAUUAGACUCACCCAUGCAUUGGCGUUGGUGUCUGUGUCGGCGUCCCGAUUUGGUUGUUUUUGUAUGUAAAUGUAUCUCAGUAACCACUUAUGGGAAUGGAUUGAAACUUCACACACUUAUUUACUGUGAUAAACUGACUUAUAUUGCAUAGGUUCCAUGGCUAUAUUUUGCUUUUUUACAAAAUUAUGCCCCUUUUCGACUUAGAAAUUUUUGGUUAAGGUUUUAUAUGUAAGCUGGUAUCUCAGUAACCACUGAUGGGAAUGAAUUGAAACUUUCCACACUUUUUCACUGUGAUGAUCUGACAUGCAGUGCACAAGUUCCAUAAAUCUAUUUUGCAUAUUUACAAAAUUAUGCCCCUUUUUUUGUCUUAGCAGUGAAAGGAAUGAAACUUUACACACUUGUCUAUUGUCAUGAGCUGAUAUGCAUUGUACAGGUUCCAUAACCCUGUUUUGCAAUUUUACAAAAUUAUGCCGCUUUUUUCGACUUUAAUAUUCAUUCAAUUGACAAGGCUGUUGAAUAGUUGAGCAUUGCUGUCCUCAAACAGCUCCUGUUAUUAAAGGUUGUAAUAUAUGGUAUGUAGACUUUGUGAAUGUUGCAUUUUGUUAGAGUCUAAUCAUAGAUUGUUAUUUUCUUUUCUUUUUUACAUAUUUUUGUAAAUUGGUAAAUUGUUAGUGUGUUUAUUGAAUGUUUCAUUUUAAUUAGAAAAUUUGCUUUGCUGUACAUUUUUGUAGCUUACAAUAUUGAAAUUGUUUUACAUGAAAUAGAGACUAGCAUAUAAGUUUAUUUAUAGUAAUCAAGAACUUACAAAGAAAUCCAUUAAAGUAAUAGAACUGUAAUGACAAUCAACUAUUUCCAUGCGAUUACAUAUCCAUCAUCCUCCGUAUGCGAAACAUAUCCUCCGUAUGCGAUACAUAUCCUUUGUACGCGAUACAUUAUCCUCCGUAUGUGAUACAUAUCCUCCAUAUGUGAUACAUAUCCUCAGUAUGCUAUACAUGUCCUCCGUAUGCGAUUUCAGCAUUCUUCGGCCAUAACAGAAAUUACUUUUCAUGAUAAUUGGAGAGUGCUGAAAUUGCAUACUUAAAUAUAUGGAAAUGAUGAUUUUCAUUACAGGUUCACUACCUUAGAUUAUUCAACAGCUAUUUUGUACCCACCUGUUUACAAUCAUUAUUCAUGGUGCCUUAUUCUCCUUUCUUUAUGUGAUUAUAUUAUUGCUGUAACAAAUGAAUAGAAGUUGAGAUUUCUACAUGUUUGUCAGUAAUUCCAGGUAUUUCCAGUAUUUAAUUAAAAUGUCCAGUAAUUUAAUCACGUGUAAACAGUCUAGAAUUUUAACUUUAGAAAUAGGUUUUACAGGUGCUUUAUCGAUGUGCAUACUUAAAUAUUGUUGAAAAAUAACAAAAUAUUUCUGACUUUUCAUCCCAAGAUCCUAUUUCGAAUUACUGAAGAUUGGAUAUUUCACCAUUUGAUGAUAAUCCGGUACUUAUUUGCUUCUGCUUUGUUAGGAAUUUGCUGCUCUUAACUACUUAAAAUGCUGGACAUGAACAUCUGAAGUAUCCAUGCAUGUUUUAAAUUUGCUAGCAGCAACAUUAACAAAUACACUGGACCAGGGCUGACUCAAGCAAUGAUGGAUUGCGCACGUAGGUUCGAUCAAGCAUUCCAUGUUGACCCAGGCUGUUUUUCUAUGUUAGGAGCACUUUAAACCCUGGAUAACUAGAGUAUUUUGCUCAUCCCCUUGUUUUACUUUAUUCCUAGGGGUAAAAUUUGCAUGUAUUACCAAAUCUACAAUGGACAAUGAAGUCCUAUAUAUCCCUGAAUACAUACAAAUUUGAAAUCUCAAUCUUUACAGUGUCCGAUAUAUUAUUACAUAUUACAUAUAAUUAUGUAAAUAAGAAUCAUGAUGUCCCGAGUUUAUAGUUAUGUGAUACAAAGAUAGUUUGGUUAUUUAUACAUGUUUAGGGAUGUGAUUAUUUUUGAUACUAAUAUAGAUUAUAGUUUUUUUUGGAAGAAUUAAACUUUUGUAAAUGGC
Mercenaria mercenaria is the source of this 10593-nucleotide messenger RNA. Its product is annotated as zinc finger protein 761-like. Lineage: Eukaryota; Metazoa; Mollusca; Bivalvia; Venerida; Veneridae. The transcript has 4 exons. Gene Ontology annotation, molecular function: RNA polymerase II transcription regulatory region sequence-specific DNA binding; DNA-binding transcription factor activity, RNA polymerase II-specific. Gene Ontology annotation, biological process: regulation of transcription by RNA polymerase II. Gene Ontology annotation, cellular component: nucleus. Bases 58 to 1464 code for a protein of 468 amino acids. The record is from RefSeq and is a predicted model, not a curated record.